Molecule: messenger RNA, 3705 nt
Organism: Tremella mesenterica DSM 1558
Lineage: Eukaryota; Fungi; Basidiomycota; Tremellomycetes; Tremellales; Tremellaceae
Exons: 11
Coding region: 1-3705 (1234 amino acids)
Biological process (GO): intracellular calcium ion homeostasis
Cellular component (GO): membrane
Molecular function (GO): ATP hydrolysis activity; ATPase-coupled monoatomic cation transmembrane transporter activity; P-type ion transporter activity
Source: RefSeq, a predicted model, not a curated record
AUGACAGAGGCCAAAGACUUUGCAAGCGUUGCUGUACCCUCUCGGCAGACGGUCCUUCUUCCAGAUGAAGACCUCUCCAUCCGCUUCACAGGGUACAGGACGGAUCCGUUACGCAGUGCUAUAUGGUGGGCUGGGUGUUUCUUCACAUUUGGGGGUCUUGGGCUGCUUGGACGAUGGAUUCCAUCGAUAUGGGUGGGAUUUUGCGGGAAGGAAACCGCUUUCGAUGAAGCUAGAGAAGGGAGUUGGCUUAUGGUCGAGACACCCUAUGGAGAUUUACACAUUGUGCCGUUACAGAUUAUUCCUUAUCCUUAUCCUUUAUCCACAGUGUUUCCGCAAACACUCACCGCGACCACGUCUAAAACCCCGUCUAUCCGCGGGCAACCAAUGACAAACGGCAGUCCCAUCCCCUCCACCUCUCACACUUUGCAUGGUGAACCACCUGGUGGAGUCGGUGCCGCCAAGGAUCUCAUCCCAGAUGUAGAGCCAGGACGAACGACUUGGGAAGAAACGAUGGGAUUCUUGAAAAUCAUGGAAUAUCGUUACACUCGUUUUGCACUAGAGCCGUACUCUGGGCAGUGGUCAAUGAUUCGAGAUUGGCGAGACCCUCGGUGGACCGCUGCUCGGGUAGUCGCGCAAGGUCUAGAUAGCAACACUAGGCAACAACGCCGUUUGUUGACGGGUGACAACAUCAUUGACAUUGCCGCAAAGUCUAUACCAGGUCUUUUAGUGGAUGAAGUCCUUCAUCCCUUCUAUGUUUUUCAAAUCGCUUCCAUACUUCUGUGGUCGAUCGACGACUAUUACUACUAUGCCUUUGCUAUUGCUCUCAUCAGCAUAACAAGCAUCUUGGGUACACUGGUUGAGACGAAGCGAACAAUCGAGAGGAUGAGAGAAAUGUCUCGUUUCCAUUGCGACGUCAAGGUGUUUGUCAAUGGUGAAUGGACUAUCAGAGAUUGUGUGGACAUGGUACCGGGGGAUAUCUUUGAUGCUUCCGAUACCAACCUCACCGUCUUCCCCUGCGAUGCCGUCCUUCUUUGCGGAGACGCCAUAGUGAACGAAUCAAUGCUCACUGGCGAAUCUGUUCCCGUUAGCAAGAUCCCCGUCAAAGACGAAGCUCUCCGAUCCAUGUCGAAAGAAGCCAAACAGGGGAGCUCGGAAGUCAACCCUGAUCUCGCAAAACACUACCUUUUCUCCGGAACCAAGAUAAUACGCGUACGCGCUGGAGCCAGGCCGCCGUGGGCUCCUCCAAGCGAUGAACCCGUAGCAUUAGCUAUGGUCACUCGUACUGGCUUCAACACCACCAAGGGCGCCUUGAUCCGGUCGAUGCUUUUCCCCAAACCCAUGGGGUUCAAGUUCUACCGCGAUUCAAUGAACUUCAUCGGCGUAUUGGCGAUCAUUGCCGGUCUUGGAUUUGCCGUUUCGGCUGUACAGUUCGUUCGUAUGGGCAUUCAUUGGCAUACCAUCCUACUUCGCGCACUCGACCUCAUCACCAUCGUCGUUCCUCCCGCACUCCCUGCCACUCUCACAAUUGGUACCACUUUUGCUAUUGAGCGACUCAGAAAAAGUGGUAUAUUCUGCAUCUCUCCCAACAGAGUCAACAUCGGGGGCAAAAUCAACGUCAUAUGUUUUGACAAGACUGGUACGUUGACAGAAGAUGGUCUUGACGUUCUCGGCGUACGAACCAUCGAUCGAGAAGAUCAACGGUUCUCCGAGUUACACAGCGAUAUCACCGAGGUACCUCAAACAGGAGGAUCUAAUGGCAAGACUCCACUACUUCACGCUCUUGCGACUUGUCAUUCUUUGAAACUCAUCGAUGGAGAGAUGAUCGGCGAUCCACUCGACAUCAAAAUGUUCUCGUACACUGGUUGGACUUUGGACGAGGGACAAUCGAGACCUGUUACUGCUAAAGGUGGAGUUGAACGACCACAGACUCUGGUACAGACAGUCGUACGACCCCCUGGAACGGAUCAAUGGCACGUCGAAGACGCUCUACGGCCAGGUUCCAAACAUGCUCAUUUCCUCGAAUUGGGUGUCAUUAGAACAUUUGACUUUGUCUCAGCAUUACGACGAAUGAGUGUGAUUGUCAAAAGACUAAAAUCCACGUCGAUGGAAGUUUACGUCAAAGGUGCCCCAGAAGUCAUGCCUGAAAUCUGUGACCCGUCAUCUUUUCCUAUCGAUUAUGAAGACAUGCUAUCGUAUUACACUCGUAAUGGCUUCCGUGUCAUCGCCAUCGCUGGCAAAUCCAUCGAGGGUCUUACGUGGCUGAAAGCUCAACGCAUGCGUCGCGAAGUGGCUGAAAACGAUCUUCAAUUUUUGGGGUUCAUCGUAUUCGAAAACAAACUAAAACCUGGAACAGCACCUGCGAUACAUACCCUUCGAGCUGCUCAUUUGGCUUGUAGAAUGGUCACUGGAGAUAACGUCCGCACGGCUAUCAGCGUAGCUAGGGAAUGUGGAUUGGUUUCCCAUUCAGCCAGUGUAUACAUACCGACCUUUUUACAAGGUACUGGAACCACUGAAGGGGCUAGACUUGAUUGGUCAAGUGUGGAUGACGAUAAUUUGAAAUUGGACGAACUUACACUCAAGCCGGUUGUGAAUAUGGAAAGGGUUUUGGAUGUGGGGGAGGAGACGAGUGAUUAUCAGUUGGCUUUGACGGGUGAUGUAUUCAGAUGGAUGUUGGAUUAUACAGAGAUUGAGACGAUGGAACGUAUGUUGGUCAAAGGUGUGGUUUUCGCUCGAAUGUCUCCAGACGAAAAAGCAGAGUUGGUCGAACGACUUCAGGCUCUAGGAUAUACAGUGGCUUUCUGCGGUGAUGGAGCCAACGAUUGCGGAGCUCUUAAAGCUGCCGACGUAGGCGUCAGUCUUUCCGAAGCGGAAGCCUCUGUCGCUGCACCUUUCACCAGUCGUAUUCCUGACAUUUCCUGUAUGGUCGAAGUGAUCAAAGAAGGUCGAGCUGCCCUCGUUACUAGUUUUAGUUGUUUCAAAUACAUGGCGUUAUACUCUAUGAUCCAAUUCACUACGGUCACACUUCUAUAUUCUUUCGCCUCUAGCUUGGGCGACUUCCAAUUCCUUUACAUAGAUCUAUUCGUGAUCAUCCCUAUAGCUGUAACGAUGGGAAGAACGUUGCCUUAUCCAAAAAUUCAUCCAAAACGACCUACAGCAAGUCUUGUGUCGAAAAAGGUCUUGACCAGUAUUGUUGGACAGAUCCUGAUCAAUUUCGCUAUACAGAUGUUUGUCUUUCUCUGGGUGAGACGUCAGUCUUGGUACAAAUCCCCCGAUGUGAACGAUGAUAAACUCGAAACUUUUAAUUAUGAAAACACAACUCUCUUCCUCGUCUCAUGUUUCCAGUACAUUCUUGUCGCUGGGGUCUUCAGCGUCGGUCCGCCAUAUCGCAAACCAAUCUAUACCAAUCCAUCCCUCAUCAUCUGUCUAGUCAGUCUGGGCGCUUUCAGCACCUAUGUUCUCCUCUCCCCUUCAACACCCAUCGCUCUAAUACUAGACAUCAUAUCUCUUCCCAUUCGAUUCAAGUUUGAACUCCUUCUCAUCGCCGCUAUCAACAUCAUCGCUUGUUUCACUUUUGAACGCUUUGCCGAAAGACCCAUCGCAAAGGUCAUCAGUUAUACACGACGAUUGUACCGAACUCGACGAGGAAAAAAGCGGCAUGAGAGAGGAGAACAUCAGUAUAAAGUCAUCGAGGGCAACAUGCGGUGA